Molecule: messenger RNA, 411 nt
Organism: Rangifer tarandus platyrhynchus (Svalbard reindeer)
Lineage: Eukaryota; Metazoa; Chordata; Mammalia; Artiodactyla; Cervidae
Source: the annotation of a GenBank genome assembly
AUGGAGGUAUAUGGUGCGUCUCAGCGUUCCACAGGAAGUAUGCACUGUGACAUUGGGAUCAUUCGGCAGGAGGGGUGGGCACGGCCUGUCAUGGGGCCCGGGGCUCGGCGUCUCACCGCGGCCGCAGCCGACACUGACGGCGGCCCAUCGUGGGCAGCCUGGUCGGCGCUGCUCACGCCCUGCCCUCGGCGGCCAGCUGUGGGAGGCUCAGGUCUGCGCGCCUCCCGUGAGGGUGGGGAGGUGACCUGCUAUGUGUGGAGUCCCCGGCACGGCGCCCCGCAGGCCGUGGGCCCUCAGCGUUUGGUCCCUGCCUUCCCUCUCGCCGGCGAGGUGUCGGGGGGGGGGGGGGGCUGCACCGUAGUGGCUUUUCAUUGUCCGUCUGGGGCUGCGGGGCUGCCCGGCAGCGAGUGA